Messenger RNA from Drosophila innubila, 1177 nucleotides. RefSeq lists its product as uncharacterized. Lineage: Eukaryota; Metazoa; Arthropoda; Insecta; Diptera; Drosophilidae. Gene Ontology annotation, biological process: protein insertion into mitochondrial inner membrane from matrix; inner mitochondrial membrane organization. Gene Ontology annotation, cellular component: mitochondrial inner membrane. The record is from RefSeq and is a predicted model, not a curated record. Bases 16 to 906 code for a protein of 296 amino acids. The transcript has 2 exons. Gene Ontology annotation, molecular function: ribosome binding.
UUAUAUUAUGGAAAUAUGUCGGUAAAGCAGCCGCUUAAAUUUGGCUGUGUGCCACUGAAGAUGGUUGCCCUAGGAGCCAUGAGGCGGAAUUGUUUACUUAUGAAACGAUAUUCCCUUUGUCGUCUGAGCAUGCUGGGUAUGAAUUCUGCACGUGGCCGAAGUAACAAUGCCACAUCUUUUGUGUCAGCCCAAGAACCGACCAGAUGGAAUCUGCAAGUGGAUGUUGAACGUACAAAAGAGGAUCCUCAUCCCUCGUUACCCUUGCUGCUUUACCUGUACAGUCCCUGGCAAAUAGCUGUAGUCAAAUUCAAUCUAUGGAAGCUAAAGAUAUUUUGGGACUGGCAUUUUUCCGAACAACAAUUUGUAGACAACUCGAAGCAGGCUUUUGUUGUCAUCACCAAGUUCAUACGUGAGGAGCGUCGACAGCACAUAAGACGAUGCUCCACACCCAUGGGCUAUAAGCAGAUAAUGCAUGAUCUUGUAAAUCCCAAGGAUAGCAAGUCCAAGGACUGGCCCCGCAAACUGUUACGUUUCGAGAAGCGUCAUAUUCGCCGUGCGUAUCUUUUAAAGGUGCAACAGUUGCCACAUUACGAUCACAAGUUCGCCUUUAUGGAUGUCGUCUUCUGUGCCUGUCGACGCACCAACGAUUUUAGCUCGGAGUCGGAGAUUAAUGAGAUGAACAAACUAGUUGAUCAGUUUAUAGUGACUAGGAAAUUAUUGGUGCCAUAUCCCAUUGUGUUCGCCGAGUUCUUUGUACGCUUCCGAAGGGAUUAUUCGUCGCCGGCAUCGAUUCGCACAGGACAAUGGCUGAUAUCCACCUAUAAAAUUCUUAAAUUGGACAUGCUGAACCAUCAUCCGGAGUUCCACGUUGGCAGUCAACAUGCCACUGACAUCUGCAACUCUUAAGCAGCUCAUUAAAUAACUGUAGAAUAUGUCAAAAAAUCAACAGCAGUUUAACUUGUUCAUCUUGACUUCUUCGUAUAUCAAAAGUCAAACCUGCACGCAUUUCUGAGAAAGCUACGACUAAGGCAUCGCAUAAUCCUCACGAUAAUGAGCUUUGUGCUAUGCACGAACGCCAGGUGGCGCCAGCUGGACGGACAGAGUAAACAGCAAAGUUAUGUUUAAGCAGACAGACCAAGAGAGAAAAAAAAAUAGAAAUAAAAGGCAAAGUGCAUGA